AUGGAUGCGCCUGCGGCAAUCAAUUUCUUCAAAGGACACCCUUCAUUCAGACUACUGCCCAAUAAAGUGGUAGCUGAAGCGGCAGCACAGCUUUUGGUAACAGGUGACAGAGAUUACGAUGCUGACACAUUGAACAGACAUCCAUUGACCUACGGUUCUGAUGAAGGUGCCUUGUGGGUUCGUGAAGCAAUUACACGAUUCAACAAUGAUGAGACAUUUAGAUUUGCUCGAGAUGAUAAAGCAAGAUCAAGACCAGAAUUCCUUAAUUUAAGUUCUGGUGCAUCUUAUGGAGUGUUAAGCAUUUUGCUACAGGCUACAUUGGCUCAUACGGGAUAUACCAGACAAGCAUUCAUUGUAAGUCCAACGUAUUUCUUGAUUAAUGACUGUUUUAUCGAUGCUGGCUUUGGCUCCAAAAUUACUGCCAUUGACGAAGAUGGUCAGGGCUCAAUAGAUUUGGCUUUGCUAGAGCGUAAACUACAAGAAUUCGAGGAUAAGUUUACUGAAGAAGAAGACCAAGAGAAAUUACAAGCUAUCACUGAUCCUGCGAAAGCUGUCCCAAAGAAGAUCUACAAGUACGUGAUUUAUUGCAUUCCGACAUACUCCAAUCCCACAGGUACCACGUAUUCAACCGAGACAAAGCUUAAGUUGAUUGAAAUUGCCAGGAAAUAUGAUAUGUUGAUCAUAGCUGAUGAUGUUUACGACAUGUUGGAUUUCUCCCCACCGUUUGACAAUUUACCACAACCUAAAAAGCGAUUUGUUCACUUGGACAGGGAAACAAAUAACGACCCUGAGAGCUAUGGUAACACUAUAUCAAAUGCUACAUUUUCUAAAUUAAUUGCACCAGGUUUGAGAUUCGGAUAUCACGAAACUGUUACGGAUAAAUUGGCAGGCCAGUUAUCCCAUGGUGGAGCCAACACUUCUGGUGGGACUCCCUCGCAGUUAAACUCAAUGAUCGUUGGAACCAUGCUUAAGAACGGUUCAACAGCUACACUAUUGAACCAAUUGAGAAGCACUUAUGCCGAAAGAGCUGAGACCAUGUACGCUGCGGUAAAGGGUUAUAUGCCAAAGAACACCAAAUUCGAAAAGCCUGAAGGAGGAUAUUUCAGUUGGCUAACAUUACCACAAGGUUACGAUGCCCACGAAAUCGGUAAAAGGCUACAGCAGGAAUUUCAAGUAACAGUUGCUAAUGGCGACCACUUCGAAGUCAAAGGUGAUACAAGAGGUUGGGGCAAAUCUUCAAUGCGUCUCUCACUGAGUUUCCUCGAAUGCAAUGAGAUCGAAGAAGGCAUCAAGAGUAUGGGCAAGAUAUGCUCAGCCUAUGCAAAAGAACGUGAUCUUGUUUUUAGUUUUUAUAGACGCCUCAUCUCUAAUGUUUUCAUAAGCGCGUUAGAGCUUGACGCUUUAAUCAAACAAUUCGGAUUUUACUAG
This is a messenger RNA of Torulaspora delbrueckii, 1428 nucleotides long. Its product is annotated as 2-aminoadipate transaminase. Gene Ontology annotation, molecular function: L-2-aminoadipate:2-oxoglutarate transaminase activity; pyridoxal phosphate binding. The transcript has a single exon. The record is from RefSeq and is a predicted model, not a curated record. Gene Ontology annotation, biological process: biosynthetic process. Lineage: Eukaryota; Fungi; Ascomycota; Saccharomycetes; Saccharomycetales; Saccharomycetaceae. The coding region runs from base 1 to 1428 and encodes 475 amino acids.